UUUUAAUGGAUCAUGUAAAAUAAGAUCCCUCAUUGAGCAGAUGAACAGUAGUGAGGAACACCAGAUCUCAGCUCAAGAGUUUCUUUAGCUUAUUCUUGUUAAUAAUACAGAACACACACUUCUACUAUGGCUCCAAGAGUCCCAAACUUCAUCGCUGACUUCUUCGUCUAUGAAACAGCCAAAUCGGUCGUGGUGAAGAGCUGGUCUGUUGGAAUCAUCAACCGUGUUGUCCAGCUGUUAAUUAUUCUGUAUUUCAUCGGCUGGGUGUUUAUGCAUGAGAAAGGACAUCAGCAGCAGGACACGGGGAUUGAGUCUGCGGUCAUGACCAAAGUGAAGGGCUUGGGCAAAUUGAACAACCAUGUGAUGGACGUGGCAGACUAUGUAGUUCCCUCGCAGGGUGGUUCCUCCUUCUCUAUCAUCACCAGCAUGGUCGUCACAGCCAAUCAGACGCAAGGACGGUGCCCUGAGACUGAUCCUAAGUUUAAUUGCACUACUGAUGAUGACUGCAUGAAAAAACUGGGCUCAAACUUAGGAAAUGGUAUUAUAACGGGCACGUGCUUGAACAGUACUAACGACACAAAAUGGUGGUGUGAAAUUGAAGGCUGGUGCCCUGCAGAAGAUGACAAUAUUUCACAAGAGCCAAUGAAUGCGGUGGAGAACUUCACCAUCUUCAUCAAGAACAGCAUUCGCUUCCCUCUGUUUAACGUCACUAGGGGCAAUUUCCCUUCAAGUCUAAACGCGUCUUACAUUCAGAGCUGUCAUUACGACCCGGUGGACAAUCCGUUCUGUCCGGUCUUUAAAGUGGGAGAUAUCCUGAGACACAUCAAUCAAAGUUUUGACAACAUUACUGACAAAGGUGGAGAGAUUGGUAUUAACAUCAACUGGAAGUGUAAUCUGGACUAUAAUGUAGAGUACUGCAAUCCCAGUUACUUCUUCACACGCUUGGAUGCUGCUUUCGAGAACAGCAAUGCCUCUAAAGGAUAUAACUUCAGGUUUGCUAAAUACUAUCAGUCUGAAGAUGGGACUGAGCAUCGAAUGCUUCAUAAAGCUAAAGCAAUCCGCUUCGAAAUAAUCGUGUCUGGCAAUGCAGGGAAGUUUAAGACUGUGCCAUUUCUGAUUAAUUUGGUGGCAGCUUUAACUUCAGUGGGAUUGGCUACUGUGUUCUGUGACAUCAUCCUUCUCAACUUUGAUAAAGGGGCGGAUGAGUACAAAGCAAAGAAAUUUGAAGAGGUUUCAGCUGUUGUGUCCGAGUCAGCAAACAACAGACUCUAUGAGGGAAGCCAGAUGUCAAACAAAGCAUUGGAGAAGAGCUCAAAUGACUCCGGGACCUUUUCUAUCGGACGACAGGAGACACACAGCCCUUCAAACCAAUGAGACUUUCAAAUAAUAUUCCUACUU
Carassius carassius (crucian carp) is the source of this 1398-nucleotide messenger RNA. It is a transcript of the gene p2rx3a, whose product is annotated as purinergic receptor P2X, ligand-gated ion channel, 3a. Bases 127 to 1374 code for a protein of 415 amino acids. Lineage: Eukaryota; Metazoa; Chordata; Actinopteri; Cypriniformes; Cyprinidae. The record is from RefSeq and is a predicted model, not a curated record. Gene Ontology annotation, biological process: monoatomic cation transmembrane transport; response to ATP. The transcript has 12 exons. Gene Ontology annotation, cellular component: plasma membrane; nuclear inner membrane. Gene Ontology annotation, molecular function: ATP binding; extracellularly ATP-gated monoatomic cation channel activity; purinergic nucleotide receptor activity.